UUGAAGCUGUGAUUUCAUGGAUCAAUUAUGAGAAAGAAACCCGUUUAGAUCACAUGGCAAAGCUGAUGGAACAUGUCCGACUCCCUCUUUUGCCUAGGGACUACCUGGUCCAGACAGUUGAAGAAGAAGCUCUGAUAAAGAAUAACAACACCUGUAAGGACUUCCUCAUUGAGGCUAUGAAAUACCAUCUGCUCCCUCUGGACCAGAGGCUCUUGAUUAAGAACCCAAGGACCAAGCCCAGGACUCCAGUCAGUCUGCCCAAGGUCAUGAUUGUGGUUGGCGGCCAGGCGCCCAAGGCCAUCCGCAGCGUGGAGUGCUAUGAUUUUGAGGAGGACCGCUGGGACCAGAUUGCUGAACUUCCUUCUCGGAGAUGUAGAGCAGGUGUGGUGUUCAUGGCUGGCCACGUGUAUGCCGUCGGAGGGUUUAACGGCUCACUGAGGGUGCGGACAGUGGACGUGUAUGACGGUGUGAAGGACCAGUGGACGUCCAUAGCCAGCAUGCAGGAGCGCCGGAGCACGCUGGGCGCGGCGGUGCUCAAUGACUUGCUCUACGCAGUGGGAGGCUUUGAUGGCAGUACUGGGAAGCUAUAUGCUGUUGGGGGUUAUGAUGGGGCUUCCCGCCAGUGCCUGAGCACCGUGGAACAGUACAACCCAGCGACCAAUGAGUGGAUAUACGUGGCGGACAUGAGCACCCGCCGCAGUGGCGCAGGAGUUGGAGUGCUCAGCGGACAGCUGUAUGCCACAGGUGGGCAUGAUGGGCCCUUGGUGAGGAAGAGCGUUGAGGUUUAUGACCCUGGAACAAACACCUGGAAGCAGGUGGCUGACAUGAACAUGUGCCGGCGCAAUGCAGGGGUCUGUGCGGUCAACGGGCUCCUGUAUGUGGUUGGAGGAGAUGAUGGAUCCUGCAACCUGGCUUCGGUGGAGUACUACAAUCCUGUUACUGACAAAUGGACGCUGCUGCCAACCAACAUGAGCACGGGUCGGAGCUACGCAGGUGUUGCUGUGAUUCACAAGUCCUUGUGA
Carlito syrichta (Philippine tarsier) is the source of this 1022-nucleotide messenger RNA. RefSeq names its product kelch-like protein 3. Lineage: Eukaryota; Metazoa; Chordata; Mammalia; Primates; Tarsiidae. Gene Ontology annotation, molecular function: protein binding. The record is from RefSeq and is a predicted model, not a curated record. The transcript has 8 exons. The coding region runs from base 54 to 1022 and encodes 322 amino acids.